This is a messenger RNA of Cinara cedri, 1155 nucleotides long. NCBI's taxonomy places the organism in Eukaryota, Metazoa, Arthropoda, Insecta, Hemiptera, Aphididae. The record is from the annotation of a GenBank genome assembly.
AUGAUUAUAUUUCAAAUCAUAGUGUUAGUAUUAUUUAUUAGUAGACAGUCUCAAUCUGCACAGUAUGGACCGGAAACAAAUGCGCUAAUUAAUUUGGUAAGUUUCACGGGUAAUAUCAAAACGUUGAGAUCGCUUAAUGAAUCUGAUUGUGAAAAUUCAAACAAACAACCUUUCACAAUUCCAAAGUUGUUAAAUAAUGACGAGGAAAGAAUUAAGGCACAUCUUUACGAAAAAAUGCGUAAUAAACUGGAAGAUCUUCAUUGUACAUACGCGUACUUCGCCAAACUCCAUUUGGAUCAUUUACACGCAAUUUUAGAUUAUAAUUUGUUUGAUGAAGAAAUAUUUGAAAUGGUGGAAAAAUUAAUAUCAUCGUAUCGGUAUUUGGCAAAAAAUUCAAUAUUGACAUUAAUAAUAAACUUAAACUACAAACCACACGAUCGGAUGUGGGAAUUGAUUUAUUUUUUACAAAAACCCGAGAAAACAGAAGAUUUUUUUAAAAGUCUGUUUAAUAUAAUGAUUAUUUUAACAAAUGUUUUAUCUACAGCUGUAUGUAAUAGAGAAUUAAUUUUAUCUAAAUUCACUGGAAAUUCAUCGUCGAUAGUGUUAAAACAUGAUACGGGGUUCGUAGAUUGGCCAGAAUUACGAGAAGAAAUUCAAUGUUACAAAGAAAUUUAUUUUUGGACUUUUAAAAACAUAUCAACUAAAACCUCUGAAUCACAUUCGUCUAAUAAAACUACUAAGAUAUCUAUGAUAUAUUUAAGUGAAAAAUUAAGACAAAUCACGAGGGAUAUAAAAUAUAAUAUAAUAUUUGGUACAUAUUUUGUAUUACAUCAGAAUAAAUCGAUAUGGUCGUAUGCAGAAAACGAGAAGUACAGAUUUCUUUUACAGGAAAAAGUGAAAUACCAUAAAACAUCAUAUAACAUAAGAACAAAANCAUCAAAAGUUACUAUUACUGAUGGAUAUGAUGUUUAUAACCUUUAUGAUGCAAAUAUUAACAACAUUUAUACUGAUGAUGAAAAAGCAGCGAUUCAGUAUAUAGAGUAUCGUUUAAUUAAAGUCGGUUCAUUAUUACAAAUUAAACAAUGGCAUCCUAUAACCAAGCAAAAAGUUGAUGAAUUAUAUAAAGAAACUGAUCAAAAUGAAUUAGACUCUUAA